UUUAAGAUCUUGAAAACGACCCGAAUGGUCUGAAAAUCAUUGACAAAUGCGUUUUGUAUACAUCUUCCUGGCCACCAUGGUGGUUGUUUCCAUGACAGAGCUUCUUCCAUUCCGACCGGAAUCUGAUGAACAAGAUGGUAACUUUACGGAUUUUCCAGAUCUAUCUCUUCCACAGUUGGGAAUUGUAAUGAGCCAAAGAAGUUACGCGUACGUUACAGCUGCACUAAUCAUGAUGAUGUUCGCAGCAGUUGUUUACUGUCACGUUGUGUCUGUACGAAAAUCACGUUUUCUGGAGCAAUAUCAGCAACAAGGCACGCUUCCCGAGUGGUCUCCACUUCUCAUCGACAGGAAAAACAUUUGCCCGCCGCCGCCGUAUGAGCAAGUCGUCUGAAAAGUUGAAAACUGUCCACAACAGUUUGAUUUUUCUCAUUGUGUUAGUUCAAACGAUCAUUAUUGUUUAUUUUUCUAUUUUUCUAUUUUCCUCUUUUUUUCUCAACGCUUUUCUCAACUUUUUUCUUGGCACCCUCCCUCUAUCCUCAGAUUAAUUAUUCAUUAUACAAACUUUAAAAUUUAACCCAUUCCGACAAAAACCUUCGAAUUCCGACCAAAACGUUAAAAUAAAAAUGAGUGAAAAAAUAACAAAUUGCAUAAUAACCCAAAUUCUUAAUUGCUAUGACUGUGAAAUAUUUCUGUUAAUAAAACAUGUUGACAAAA
Molecule: messenger RNA, 714 nt
Organism: Caenorhabditis elegans
Lineage: Eukaryota; Metazoa; Nematoda; Chromadorea; Rhabditida; Rhabditidae
Gene: F08F1.3
Exons: 3
Coding region: 47-391 (114 amino acids)
Source: RefSeq, marked reviewed